GCCGGGUCACGGUUGGGACUGUCAGCGAAGACUUCUGUCAAGUGUGCGAUAAUCUAACGAUCACCUCAAACCGAAAGGUCAACACGUUGUUCCCCAAACAUGCUCCCGCCGUGAAGCCUCGCGGUGACGUCAUUACCGGUGCGACGGCCUGGCCUGGCCUGGGCCGGGAGUCUGGGGACCCGCUUUCCAAGGCUUUUCAGACACACAGUAUGGAGACUCUGAGCACUCCUAUGGCUCUAGCGAUAUUGGCCGGAAUAGGAUCUGGCAUGUGCCUGGGUUGGGUGGUUCGUGGGCGUUUUGUUGGGCCUUUAAAAACCUCACUGCGAAACACAGUGAUGGAAACCAGUGUCAUGGGGGAGAGUGGCGAGUACAAGAUGGUGCUGGUGGUUCGUAAUGACCUGAAGAUGGGCAAGGGUAAAGUGGCGGCGCAGUGUUCCCACGCGGCGGUCUCCGCGUACAGGCAGCUCCAGGUCCGGAAUCCCGAUCUGCUCCGACAGUGGGAGUACUGCGGACAACCCAAAGUGGUCCUCAAGGCACCCGACGAAGACAGCAUCGUAAGCUUAUUGAUGCACGCCAAGGAGCUGGGGCUGACCGUUAGCUUGAUCCAGGACGCUGGGCGCACUCAGAUAGCACCUGGCUCACGCACGGUGCUGGGCAUCGGCCCAGCCUCAGCAAAGCUGGUGGACCAGGUGACAGGACACCUGAAACUGUAUUAAGUAUAUCUGUGCCUUGACUGACUGUGCAGUUUGACUGACUCAUGGAUCUGAAACCCAUUACCUGGACAGUUAGUGGUAUUUCUCAGUAGACAGGCUCCAGGACACUGAGCCGAGUCAGUCCAAAUUAUUUGGGGUUGAUGCUGUGCUCUGCAUUCAUUAGAACAUAGAACCAUACAGGCCCUUCAACCCACAAUGUUGUUCCUAAUGUAUUGGCCUCUACCACCCUCCCCCCCCGGCAGCAGAGUGUUCCACAUACCCACCACUCAUUGUAAAAACAAAAAAAAAUCUACCUCUGAAAUUGCCCGCUAUACUUUCCCCCAAUCGCCUUAAGUUUAUGUCCAUCUGUACUAAUUGGAUCAGUGUUAUUGUGGCAUCUGUCAUCUUUGCUAAUGCCAUGACACUCAAGUGUUUGGACAACUUAAUUAACAGUAGGCAAGUGGGGAACAGUAGUGACAGGAUCAGUAAGCACGGCCCACUCAUUUCCAUUGCACUCUGAGGAGGUGCAGUGUUCCCGGCAGCUAUCGGUAAAAGGCAGCAAAGCUACUCAGCGCCAGCUUGAGGCCUAGAAAUGGACGUUUCCCCUGCAAGAAGUGCCUGGGCACUUCUCCAAGGAACAACCUCUGUCCUUCCCAUCUGCUCCCCACCCUCGCCAACCACACUCCUGUUUGCUCACAUUGUACAAAUACAUUCUUUGUUGGAUGCAGGAAUUUUAACAUUCCAAAACAUCUCGGGGGCCGGUCAGUGGAAUAGGCUGAAUAUUGAUAACUCUUUACAGCCUUGCUGACCAGAACCAUAUCGGCUGGCGUAGGCUUUGCUGGCGGGAGGUACCUGGGUGGCUGGUUCACUGAAAUAAAGGAAAUGUCAAAAAUACUGCCUGAACUGGCUCAUUUCUGUAGGUGGGUCCUGUUCACGAGAUAUAUAUCACAGCUAACUGGGUAACUUCUUCAGUUUUAACUUCCCACAUACUGAAUAGUGGUGAACCCAGUUGCAGAGAAAAGUCACAAAAUUAGAGGGUCCAAAAAAAACUGACGGGCAAAGGGGGGCAGGAGAGGUUCCGGAGGAUUGGAGGGUUGAAGAUGUGGUUCCCUUAUUCAAAAAAAGGAGUAGAGAUAGCCCAGGAAAUUAUUGACCAGUGAGUCUUAUUUCAGUAGUUGGUAAGUUGAUGGAGAAGAUCCUGAGAGACAGGAUUUAUGAACAUUUGGAGAGGCAUAAUAUGAUUAGGAAUAGUCAGCAUGGCUUUGUCAAAGGCAAGCUAUGCCUGAUGAGCCUGAGUGAAUUUUUUGAGGAUGUGACUAAACACAUUGAUGAAGGUAGAGCAGAAGAUGUAGUGUAUAUGGAUUUCUGCAAGGCUUAUUGAGAAAGUAAGGAGGCAUGGGAUCCAAGGGGACAGUUUGUGGAUCCAGAACUGGCUUGCCCACAGAAGGCAAAGAGUGGUUGUAGACGGGUCAUAUCUGCAUGGAGGUUGGUGUCCGGUGGUGUGCCUCAGGGAUCUGUUCUGGGACCCCUUCUCUUCAUGAUUUUUAUAAAUGACCUGGAUGAGGAAGUGGAGGGAUGGGUUAGUACAUUUGCUGAUGACACAAAGGUUGGAGGUGUUGUGGAUAGUGUGGAGGGCUGUCAGAGGUUACAGCGGGACAUUGAUAGGAUGCAAAACUGGGCUGAGAAGUGGCAGAUGGAAUUCAACCCAGGUAAGUGUGAGGUGGUGCAUUUUGGUAGGUCAGAUAUGAUGGCAGAAUAUAGUAUUAAUGGCAAGACUCUUGGCAGUGUGGAGGAUCAGAGGGAUCUUGGAUUCCACAUCCAUGUCCAUAGGACUCUCAAAGCUGCUGCUGUGUUUAAGAAGGCAUACCUCAUCAACCAAGGGAUUGAAUUCAAGAGCCGAGAGGUAAUGUUACAGCUGCAUAGGACCGUGGUCAGACCACACUUGGAGUACUGUGCUCAGUUCUGGUCACCUCACUACAGGAAGGAUGUGGAAGCUAUAGGAAGGGUGCAGAGGAGAUCUACAAGGAUGUUGCCUGGAUUGGAGAGCGUGCCUUAUGAGAAUAAGUUGAGUGAACUCGGCCUUUUCUCCUUGGAGUGACAGAGGAUGAGAGGUGACCUGAUAGAGGUGUAUAAGAUGAUGAGAGACUUUGAUCGUGUGGAUAGUCAGAGGCUUUUUCCUAGGACUGAAAUGGCUAACACGAGAGGGCACAGUUUUAAGGUGCUUGGAAAUAUGUACAGAGGGGACGUCAGGGCUAAGUUUUUUUUUAACGCAGAGAGUGGUGAGUGUGUGGAAUGGGCUGCCAGCGACUGUGGUGGAGGCAGAUAUGAUGGCGUCUUUUAAGAGGCUCCUGGAUAGAUACAUGGAGCUUAGAAAAAUAGAGGGCUAUGGGUAACCCUAGGUAAUUUCUAAAGUAAGUACAUGUUCAGCACAGCAUUGUGGGCCGAAGGGCCUGUAUUGUCCUGUAGGUUUUCUAUGUUUCAGAAAUCAAAAUCCAAAAAAACAGCAACUGGAGAUUCCUACAAAGGCCAGGCUUUACUUUUAUAUUUUAAAACAUGAUGAUUCCAAGACUGAACAAAGGAACGAGACAAAGGACUUUUGUAGGGUUACUGAGAAGGCACAGUGAUAACAAUGAACUAAUAAUUAGCCUGAAAGGCAGGUGAGCGAGUUGAAGUUGGCCAUGUCAUCUCUGCCUCCCUAUGGUGACCAGUUUGAGGUAUGACAAUGUGUGGGUAUGAAGGAACUUUUUACAUUUCAGAGCUCUCUCAGUUUGCUGUGAGUAGCUUCAUGUCCUGAGGUUGGGUUUGUGCUGCGUAAGCAACUGGGGCAGGAGGUUGCUUUCCUUCAGACUGCCCCACUCUCCAAUUGGUACACAGUAGUUCACCUUCCUCUUAACUCCCUAACUGAAUAAAUACCAAUCUGAAUUUUGAGCAUCCUUACGUUGCAGAGAAUUUCAAGGAUGUAUUGUGAUUGGACUCUAUGUACAUUGGAGAAGAAGCUCCUUUGACCCACCAAAUCCAGAUUCACCUCCAUGCAUCCUUCCACACCAAUCCCCAUUUUAUCCCCCACACACACACACAGGGACAAUUAACCUAUAACCUCGCAUGUUUUUAAGAUGCUGGAGGAAACUCGUGCAGUCACUGGAAAAACGUGCAAACUCCACGUGGACAGCACCGGAGGUCAGGAUUGGAUCCGGGCUGGUGGGCAGCAGCUCUGCUAGUUGUGCCAUUAUUUCCUCUCAACUCUAAAUGCAUGACACUUUGAAACUGAGCUAUUUUUAUCAACCGAGUAAACAGCCCUGUGACGUAGGGAAACAGGAGCAGGAGUCGGCCAUCUGACCCAUUCAAUAACAUCCUGACUGUUCCAUGCAUCAACUCAGCUUCACCUAUCUGGCUUUUCCCCAUUACCCUUAAUUCCCCCACUAUGCAAAAAUCUAUCUAAUUAUGAAUAAAUAUAUUUAAUGAGGCAGUUUCUACUGUUUCCCUGGGCUGAGAAUUCCACGGACUCACUAUUCUCCGGGAAAAGCAGUUUCUCCUUAUCUUCAUCCUAAAUCUGUCCUCACAAAUCUGUCCCCAAGUUUUAGUCUCAAUAACCAGUGAAAACAUCUCUGCUGCCUCUAUCUUAUCUAUCCCUUUCAUAAUUUAAUAUUUUUCUAUAAGCUCCCCUCUCAUUCUAAAUCCCAAAUAUGUCUCAAGCGACUUGCUCUCUUCCUCAUAGGUUAACCCCGACGUUUAUCCGAUGAAACCUCCUCCCUUUUAAACUGCAAGGAACAUUGGUCAUUCUGAAUCUUCAGUCAAUCCAGUCAACUCCAACUAGCAUAGCAAACCUUUCUGGCAUCCUGUGGUUCUCUGUAACCAUAAGAUAUAGGAGCAGAAUUAGGCCAUUUGGACCACUGAGUCUGUUCUGCCAUUUCAUCAUGGCCGAUGCAUUUUCCCUCUCAGCCCCAAUCACUUGUCUUCUCCCCGUAUCCCCUCAUGCCCUGCCCAAUGAAGAAUCCAUCAACCUCUGCCUUAAAUAUAUCCAAUGACUUGGCCUCAGCUGUACUGUCGAUCUGUUUGCUGGUAGGCAUCUUGGAGAAGAUCCGGGUCACCUCUGAGGUGGGGGUGGAUUUGCGCCCUUUCACCUCAGCAUUUAUCAGGUUUAGUUGACAGUUGGCCAUCUAGGUUACCUGCUGUUUCUCUAAUGCAGUGAUUCUUUGCCAAAAGAAAACGUUUCCUAACUCUUAUGACAAAAUUAUUGCUUAUGGUCAGAAAUAAAGCAGAGCUUCACACUCCCAUAUGUGGCCGUACCUGACCCUAAAAUGUCCCAACGACUUGAUGCGCCUUGAUUCUCUUCAGCACACCCCGAAACUUGACUUGAUUUUCCCUUUGACCACUCGAGGUGUGCACUUCAGCAGUGAUUCCCCAAUUAUCUCCGGGAUGCCUGGUCACUGUCCUCAACAAGCAAAGUGUUUUAUCCUAGCCCAGUAUCCAACUUAACAUUAACUAAUGUUUGAUUGGUGCAGGCCAAUGUAUCUGCCGCUGUCUGCAAGGAGUGCAUGCAUUCUCUCCGUGGCCGCCUUGAUUUUCUCCAGUUUCCUCCCACAGUCCAAAGACCUACCACGGUUGGUUUUGUAAAUUGUCCCGUGAUUAGACUCAGGUUAAGUUGGGGGUUGAUGGGCGGGGAGGCUGGUUAAGUCUAUUCCACAUUGUAUCUCGAUAAAUAAAUAAAUUGCUUGAAAUCCGUUGCCUGCAAAGUAAAGGGUCUCGGCUCGAAACGUCGACUGUGCUUCUUCCCAUGGAUGCUGUCUGGCCUGCUGCGUUCCACCAGCAUUUUGUGUGUGCUGCUUGAAUUUCCAGCAUCUGCAGAUUUCCUCACGUUUGCGAUUGAAAUUUUUAGCUUUAUUUAUCACAUAUACAUUGCAACAUACAUGCGUCACUUACGUCAGGGGUGUGCUUGGGGGCAGCCCACAAGGCCACCAACGGAGUAUGCCCACAACUCACUAACCCUAACCUGUAGGUCUGUAGAACGAGGGUGUAAACUGAAGCUCAGACAGCGGCAGGAAUUGAACCCCAGAAUGUGCUGUACUGUUCCGCCUGCAUUGUGUCAGGGAAAACUGAGCGUCCAGUCGACUGUCUGGAGCAUCUAUUCAAGCACCCACACUCACAUUAAUCCUAUCACCAUUAUAUUCUCCCCUAUCAAGUUCCUACACCUCAAACUCUACGACAUAUCUACACAUUAAGGGCAGCUCACAUUGACCACUUAACCCACCAAGCUGAUAUCUUUAGAUGUAAAGAUGGGCCAAAUUUU
This is a messenger RNA of Mobula hypostoma (lesser devil ray), 5979 nucleotides long. RefSeq names its product peptidyl-tRNA hydrolase 2 (gene ptrh2). NCBI's taxonomy places the organism in Eukaryota, Metazoa, Chordata, Chondrichthyes, Myliobatiformes, Myliobatidae. The transcript is spliced from 2 exons. Gene Ontology annotation, cellular component: cytosol; mitochondrion. The coding region runs from base 210 to 716 and encodes 168 amino acids. Gene Ontology annotation, molecular function: peptidyl-tRNA hydrolase activity. Gene Ontology annotation, biological process: positive regulation of anoikis; negative regulation of anoikis. The record is from RefSeq and is a predicted model, not a curated record.